Molecule: messenger RNA, 748 nt
Organism: Helianthus annuus (common sunflower)
Lineage: Eukaryota; Viridiplantae; Streptophyta; Magnoliopsida; Asterales; Asteraceae
Product: transcription initiation factor TFIID subunit 13
Exons: 6
Coding region: 168-563 (131 amino acids)
Biological process (GO): transcription by RNA polymerase II
Molecular function (GO): protein heterodimerization activity
Source: RefSeq, a predicted model, not a curated record
AAAUCAAGUCGGUUCAGGAAAAUUGGUACCGGUUGGUUACCAUUCGUGAAUUUUCAAACCAAACCAAGGCGGUGACAGAUAAAACAACCCCCCAAUCAUCAUCUUCUCCACCGUUCCACCUCCGCGUCUCCGUCGUCGCCGUAGAUUAUAGAAGAUUUAGGGUUAAGAUGAAUAAUAGUAAUAAUAAUCCAGCAGGAGCCUCAUCAAAAGGUAAAGUUGGUUCAUCACAGCCAUCAGAAACAUCAUUCAAACGCAAAAGAGGAGUUUUUCAGAAAGAUUUGCAGCAUAUGAUGUAUGGUUUUGGAGAUGAUCCUAAUCCGUUGCCAGAGACUGUUGCUCUUGUGGAGGACAUUGUUGUUGAAUAUGUGACAGAUAUGGUGCAUAAAGCCCAAGAUAUUGCAUCAAAGAGGGGAAAGCUCUUGACUGAGGAUUUCUUGUUCUUGAUCCGCAAAGACUUGCCCAAGUUAAACCGUUGUACAGAACUGCUGUCAAUGAACGAAGAACUGAAACAAGCUAGAAAAGCGUUCGACGUGGAUGAGGAGAAGCUGGUAUCGCCAGAAUGAUCAAAUGGUGCAAAAAACAACUUUCGUGCACUUUAAGAUUUCAGCAUAGCUAUAUCCAAAUCAUUCAAUCUCAUGUUUACAAUGUUUGACAUCUAAAAAUGGUUUACGGGUGGCAUUUUGUUCUACAAGAAAUCUAUGGACCAGCCUUGAUAACAAAUAUAUUAUACAUGUAUCCUGCUAUCUAA